CGGGGAGGGCAAAGCAGGCGGCAGCGGCUCGAGCGAGCGAGCCAGCGACCAGGCGGAGGAAGCGACGCCUUCUCGCGCGCGGAGGGGGGGGGCGGUUUCGGGCGAACGCGGGACGUUUCCGUGGCCGGCCUUCCCCUUUGGCGCGCGGGAGGGCUCAUCCUCCUCCGCCGUGAAUGUUGGUUGCAGCGGCCGCGAGCCCCUGCGGCAGGAGGAGACGGCUCCGUUCCCCUCCUCCCCUCCCCGCCCCAGCGCCUGGCAGCCAAGGGCACGCAAGGCCUUGCAGCAACCCGGGCUCCCGGUUCCGUAGAAUUGGGGGGGUGCAGCUGCCCAAUUCUGAACCAGCCGGACGGCCGCUGGGUAAAACUGGGUUCACCAUCUGACUUUAAACAUUAAAAACUUUUGGUGACUAAAAGAUGUGCCAUGGAAUGGUAGGAGCAAAGAGCACCACAACAUCGUUGCUUGCCUUGAUCAGUCAUGGGAUAUUUUUUCCAUUCUUUAUCUUCAGUUCCUGUAUGGUGGAAGGAUUGGACUCAUACUGUCCACAGCCAUCCAAACCUGAGAAUGGAGGUUACAAAUGUCAUCCAACGCCUUGCAAAGACCCACUGACAUCUGACAGUGUCAUAGAGUAUUUCUGUGACAAAGGUUAUGUAUUGAAAGGAGAUUACAAAUAUUUGACUUGCAAGAAUGGCAAGUGGAAUCCAGAACUGGAGGUUACCUGUAGACUUAGCCAAGAUAAAGGUUCUCCUCCAAGUGUAGGAGUACCCACCUUAUCCAUAGUGGCUACUACAGCAAGUUCGGUUGCUUUCAUCCUUCUCCUAGUUGUAUUGUUUGUUUUGCUACAACCAAAACUGAAGUCAUUUCAUCACAGCAGGCGUGAUCAAGGUGUUUCUGGGGACCAGGUUUCUAUUAUGGUGGAUGGAGUUCAGGUAGCUUUGCCAUCUUAUGAAGAAGCUGUCUAUGGCAGUGCUGGAAACUGCAUAUCCUCCUCAGAUACACGGAUUCAGAUCGUCCUUUCGGAAGGCGCUGGACAGAGCGAGGCAAGGGAAAUGCAACAGCCACCACCAGACGAAGUGGGUCCCAGUGGCUUUAUUAGGGAGGAUGAAACCCCUGGACGCUCUGGAUUGGGUGAAGCUGGCAGCUCACACCACUCAGAAACUGUUCUAGUGCAUCAGGCGACCACAUCUUCCUGGGUGGCUGGCACGUCCAGUAGUAAAACUGGGCACAAAGAGACUUCAGACUCAGAAAACAGUGACGUACAAAGCCUUUUAUCACUCGCUUCCUCAGAGGAAUACAUGGAUGAUAUUCCAUUGUUGAAAGAAGCAUGAAGGUUACAACAGUCGUCAAGUCUACACUCUCUCUAGUUUCCUUUUCGGAAUGAUAAGCGCUUCAUGCUGGCUUUCCCUUCCUUGAAGUGCUGCACCCUGAAUAUUUCCAGAAAAUAUCCCUUAGUUGAAGAUCCAAAGGAUGCCACCAAGACACCACCUUCAAUGCAUCAGUGGGGUGCACCGGUGCCAGCUCUCUUCUCCAUCUCAUUCUAUAAGCAUUAAAGGAGGGCUUUAGACUCAAGCCUUCCUCCAGCCUCUCCUCUUUCCCAGACAGAUGAUUUUGAGUCUCUGGAGAGUUGCCAUUUACUUGUGCCUUGCUCCUUCCUUCUCACACUGGCUCGCUGCAAUUUCUCAUCAGCCUUGCUAGCUUCUGGACGUCUCAGAAAGCAGGGUCAAACCCACAGCUUGCUUUGUUUGGUGCAGAUGGUUUUGUUCUAUUUAUUAGCUACAUUAUGAAGGCAAGAAGAAUGCCUUGAGAUGGCCUGAGUGGGAGGGAGUUUAUAAAAGUGACACAUACUGGUUGCUGAGACCUCAGGUGUUGAAAAUUGUAUAAUCCGAACUGCACAUCAACACAUUAAUAAGCAGUGCUGGCUGUGUUAAAUGGAAAUUGCUACUGACCACUUCAGAAAAAAAUAGCUUAGGCUGCUUCUUGUGCUCUGUUUUCCUCAAGGGUGAAAUGACUGUACCUCUCAUAUAUUUGCAUUCAUUCUUUUCUUUUUUUCAUCCCACCACAUCCACUAGGACAUUCUUUAUCUCUUUGAACAUGCUGGGUGGCAUACAUUGAGGGCUGCAGAAAACUUUUGAGAAAUUCCCUUGUAUGUAGCCAGAUUUAAGAGCACUUGCAUGGCUAAGUCCAUGUCCUCAUCCUAUCAGCAAUACUGUGGCCGUAUUACAGCUGAUCCAAAGCCUUCCAUAUAUGAUUGGUUUAGUCUCUUUCAAAUAUCAGUAGAAUGUCAGUUUGUUGCUUUUGAGUAGCAUUAUCUAUCACCUGUCACAUGCGUUCCUGUGUCAGCUCACACAGAGUGAUUUUGGCAUUGCUACUUUAUUUUGUUGCUGUGGUUGAUUUCUGUCCUUGUGGAGGUAUUGCCAGGGCCUGCAUUUUCUUCAGCUAACAAUUGUUAAUUUAAAGUAUUGAUCAUGGUUAGCAAGUAUUUAGCUUUUGAAAUUGGUAUGUCCAAUUGCCUUGAAUGAACUAGUGAUAGCCUGCCUUAAAAAAGAGCCAUGCUGCUGUUUGUCCAGAUGCAAGAUCCUCCCUUCCUCGACAUGCUAUAUUUUUGUGUGUGUUGCCUUCUGCAUGCUACUUCCACUUGGAAACUUCUUACUAUGCAGGGAACAUGCUUGUUUACCUCACGUCCUCUCGCACAAGUCUGCUUUUGCUCUUGUUUUUCUAGCUAUCUGUGAACGUUUCUUGAUGACAUUAUGGAAGUACUGAUUCAAUAGCUUUUCUUCAAGUGAACCUCCCAAAUCAAGACUUUUUGUGUGAUUUCCCAAAGAUUUGUACAACAGACGUAAGCAGCUUAAGUACCAGUUCUCCACCUUGUCCCAGACUUGGGGACAUGCCAGCUGUAGGCAUAAAGAACUUGGAAUGGGAAAUAGCUUUUGCCUCUUUGGAUGGCUGCCCAUAAUCCCUGGUUUUAGGUGGCCUGCACAAGCUCAGAAUUAUGAGUAUUCUUGUGAAUAUUCCUGACAGAAAUGUAGUAUUGAAAGCAAAUACUUGGAAAAACCACAGCUUUCAUUUUAUCAAAUAAUAAAGGUAAAAUCUCUGACCUUUGUGAAUAUAUUCCUGCAAAUUUGUAGGGUAAUGUUUAUGACAAUCUUAAGGUGUAUAGUAGAAUUUGCUGUGGCAAUGUGACAAAACUUUAGAACUCUGCAUGUUUUCUUUAUCCUUCAGGAUGUGCAGAAGUACUGAGGAAACCAAUAAUUUGCUUGCUUUUAAUAAUAUGACAGAGGCAAACAAUUCUGGAUUUUCCUGGGGCCUGAUACUGGUAUCAAUAUAUAUUGCCUUGGCUUUGAUUCUGCUCUCUUGUAAGUGAAUGGAUACAUAUCAAAUAUAUAUACAUCUCAUUACAUAGAAGAUGUUUCAGUAACAGUUAGUAAGCAAAUGUGCAGGAAGAGCUAGCCAUAACUAAUAUUAUACAGAGGCUAAUAAGGCUGUGCAAAUCCUUUGAAAGAGCUGCUUCCAGAAACAAGGCUAUGUACAAAACACCUCUUCCUCAAUCAAACAAAAACCUUUUUGCCAAGUUUGUGCUGUCGUUUCCAGCUAUCUCUACCUGUUUUUCCCCUGUGACUACUUUAGUGAAAAGAGGAGCUUUGAUUGAAAUCCCACAAAGUUAGAAGCACUUCUUUUGAAGGAGUUAGGAGAUCCUAAUGACUAGGGGCAUAUAAUUUCCUAAACCAAAUAACCACAAUAAUGUUUAUCAUACUGUAUAGACCUAGCUAUUGUGGUUUAUAAAUGUUGAUGAAUGAUUUAUCAUGGUCUGUGAACACAGCCAAUUAACUUAUUCAGUAAGAUUAAGUAACUGGCUUAGUGCAGUGGUAAAUAUUUUGGUUGAGAUGGAGAUGUCUUAAAGUAUGUAGAGUGACGUUUAUCUAAUACCGGUUUCUUUCUGGACUCAUACGACUGGAUUAGCCUUGAAUAUGAAUCUUCUCACUCAGCUGUGCGGUUUUUAAACCAUUGCAUUUUAUGUAAGAACUCUGAAAUAACGUAUUCUCAUUCCAUCAAAGUUUAUAAUCCUGUGUUUCCCUUCAAAAGAAAGGUUUUGGUGGAGCAGAUCAUAUUAUUAGCUUGGAUGCUAAUGGGAACCACACAAGGAAGGCAUGCAAGCACUGGCAUCCUUCCUUUUUAAUAUGUAGCCAGCAUGUUCUGUGUACUGCAUCCGUAUUCUCUGGAAACCUUUAGUAUAGAUAAUCUUUAUAAAGGAUUUAGGGUCCUAAUAUUUUAGCUGAAUAAUUUAUAGCUGGAUCUUGUGAUUUUUUUUCAGGGCAAGAAAUAGCUUUCCUUUGUAGAAAACUGAAUUUUGAAGAUCAACAAUAAAAAUGCCAUCUUCAAAAUUGUUAAGUUUCUUUUCCCUUUAAAAUGUAAUAUUCUCAGGUUCUUGAUCUGAUUGGCGAAUUCAUAUAAAGCAAAGAUACCAAUCAAUAGUUGUUAAGUAUAUGCUGGGGUAUCUGCUGAAGAUGUAAAUGAAUAGAAUAUUUUUUUAAUUGACAUAGUUCUGACGCAUCAAAGAGCAGUAACGUAGUUGGAAGGGCUGCUACUCCAACACUGUGUAGUUCUUAGGUGCCUAAUUAUUCAUUUAACUUUUUGCAGCCUUUUAUAGGGAGAACUAGAUGCUGUAAGAGCACACUUUGUGCCUUGCAGGAAUAAAAUGUGGUUCUGGUUUUUAAAAUGUGAGCCUUUUCUGAAACUUGAGUCUCCUGGUUAAUCUUGUUCUUCUGAUGAAUGAAUGCUUGCCAUUCCAUCCCCCAUUUUAUUACAAAUCCUGGUUGGUAGAUGAACCCAUGAAACUGCCUUAAAGUGACUUAGAUUGAUCUGUCUAGUUCAAUAGAUUUUUUUUUGUUAUUACAAAGGGUUUUUUUUUUUCAUUCCAGUAGUUAUCAUUGAGAUGAGUUGGUGAACAUAUGGAUCAUAUGUGAACUAUAUAAAUUAACCAUAGGACGUUUUUCUCUUCCACUGAGAAAAGUUAUUUCCUUAUUCUUCCACCCAAUACAUGCUGAAAAUAAGACAUUUAACUUAAAAUGCAGUGCUGCUUUUCUGUGGUGAAUAUGUAUCAAGUGGAUUGAAGUGCACUAUAGAAAGCUGCCCUUUAAUGAGGAUGUGAGGCCUGAGCACCCCAUUUUUCUCAUAUAUUAAUGAUCAGUAUAAUAUCAGUAUCUUAAAAAAAAACUGCCACUCUUACUAUUAUUGCAAGACUAGAUCUGAAGAGGACACAUCUUUCCCAGCAUUUCCUUCAUUUUGAAGGAAAAGCUGAAGCUUGAGAAUCCAUGCCUGUUAAAAUAAACAGGACUACCAAGUUCUUUUUUUAUUUUUUAUUUUCUUGCCCUUGUUUUUGAAGUUUCAUAUAAAAUAAGAAGUGGGGGGGAAAUGUUUGAUUGAGAAUGAAUCUGCUUUUGUGCUUUAAUAUUUUAAAAACUGCACAUUUAAGGCCUGAAUACAGUAAUACAAAAAAUACACAGGUAAUCCUCGAGUUACGAAUGUAAUAAAGCCUGUCAACUACAUUCAUAAUCCGAGAAUUCGUUAAUUGUAUCACGUUAAAUGAAUGAGCCCCUUCUGCUUUCCCCGAUGCAUUUGUUAGUCAAAUGCACAGGUUGUUAAGUGCACAUGAGGUAUCUGAGGAUGGGGAAGACCGUGGGGUGGUGGUGGAGGGGCCUAGUGCUAGAACAGGCCACCCAAGGCCUCCCCUCACCCACUGAAAUAUCUCAUGCUCCACUUGCAAUCCCUUGGGGUCCCCAUGGUUCCUUGGGCCUUUUCUGCACCAACUCCAUAUCCCCAAUCACUCACUUACCUUUCCAGAGUUCCAGAACAGGCCGACCCGCAUGGCAGAGAAGUGGCCAUCUUUUUCUCAGAUGCUGUUUUCCUUAGAUCUUGCAUUCUUUCACCGACACGUAUUUGCGCAGAGAAUGGAAUCGUCUCUAAGAACGCAAGAUCUAAGGAAAACAGCCUCACCAGCAUCUGAGUAAAAAAAAAAGUGGGGGGGGUUUCUGCCCUGAGGCCAGCGUUGUUUGGUCCUGUCCUGGACGGUGCCAUGGGUACUUUCCACGUGCUGCUGGGUGGCUGGUUUGAAUGAGUGGCUCCAGGCAUUGCGGCGUGAAAGCAGUGGCAGCAGCCAAUCAACAUGGCUCUUUUUUUUUUUUAUGCUGUUUUGACUGGAAGAGAAUGCGAGAGCCACUUCGGGGAUUACGGUGCGAACUCAGCAGAGGCAGUCAAUCAACAUUUUUUUUUUUUGGCAGUGUUUUGGCUGGAGGAGGAGGUGGGACCACUGGGUAGUUGGACAGCUGGCUGUGGCAGCAGCGGGAAAACCAAGCUGAAGCCCGGGACACCCUCGCCUCUUGCAGUGAACCCGUCAUUGCAGCUGGGGGGGGAGGUCAUGCCUGAGAGUCCCAUGCCGCACAUGCAGGAGGUGCUUGCUCACCUCCUGCAAUGCCUUGGGUGCCAAAGUUUGAGGCAUACUCCCUGGCAGUGGCAAAUGGGCAUACCUAGCUCUCCAUCUCUCUGUCUCCGCGGCAGCAAUUGGCGAGGUCCACAUGGGGUGGGGAGGAGCAAGCUGGAUCAGACCUAGCAAAGCAGGCCUAGUGUGUGUGGAGACACCCGGCGUGGCAGGAAGGAUGGGGAGAAAGAGGCAGGAGCUCGUUGUAGCAUCUCGCCAGUUAGCCAUAAGGGCAAACGAUUACUGUGAUGCUGCAACAUACCUAACUUUGGGACUGGGUCGUAAGUACUUCGGGGGGGUAGGUGUCAUAACUUUGAACUGUCACUAAGUGAACUGUCGUAACUCAAGGAAUACCAGUAUGGAGGAAAGUAUAGAAAAGAACUGAAGAACAUUAGAUGCUUAAGGGUAGGCUACAUCUAUUAAGCAUUCUUCUGAGUCGUCUUCCCAGGAAACUUCUUUUAAAAACACUGGAGCACUUUUUAAUGAUUCAGAUUUAGCUAUUUUAAGUAAAUACAUUAUAAUAAUCACUUCCUGCUAUUUGUGGCAUAUGUAAGGGGUCUGCAAGUCCAUUUCCUGAUUAAAAUGUUACAUCGGUGUCAGCAGCCCUCAGACACUGGAUAGAUAGAUGGGCAGCUAGAUCUGCAGCUUGAAAAGUUUGCACAAUCAAUUAGUAGUUUCCACUUCCUUGCUACAAAAUGCUUUUUUUUUGUUUUUAGUCUCCAGGAAUCUCAGUACUCUUUCAGUUUUCCUUCUUUUUUUGCUACCUGUAAUGUUUACUCAUUUCAAGUAUACUAAUACAAGAAUAACCAUGAUACUAAUUAAAAUAUUUACAAGGGGUAUGUGUGUAUGGAAAGCGGUUCCAGAACCAAAGAUGUUUUUGUUAAUUGUGCUAGGUUGAGUAAUAGUUCAUACACAACUGUGGUAUGUAAUCCUAUACCCUCAUUAUUGUGAGGUGAGUGUCUAUACAGUGCAAAAAAUUGAAACUACUGUGUCUUCUCAUUGUUUUCCAAUAUAAUGUACCCAUGCAAUUUUCAGACAUUGCUUAGAAGCAUAGAAACACACCAUGUGUCACGUCUAACUCAUACUUUACAUGACAGAUCAUAACUGGAUUUGCAAUAAUUAUUGCAUUGUAUGCCAGUAAACACACAGACAUAAACUAAUCAUCUGUGGUCAACCUCAGGUCCCAGAGCUUGUGUUCUGCAAAUCCCUAAGAAGUACAUGGCAUUUUCUUAACGUUUUAAUGUUAACUACUGUAUACAGUAGAUGCAAUCGCAAUGCUGUGAAUCAGAUUUCAGUUUCCAUUAUUACUCUUAUAUGUGUAUCACACACACUCCCAAAAGGAGUAAUGUGCUUUGAAGAGGGGCAAGUUGGAAAUCAUUAAAUGGCACAUCACACCACAUUUAGUGGUAUUUUACGGAUUUCAAACCCAUGUCUGCUUCUUUUCCUCGAUGCUUUUUAAGUAUUUUUGAACUUGAUCACCUCUUUCAUGUUGUUAAGAUUCCAGAGGAAAUAUCAUUGGAUAAUUAAAAACCUCUGUGUUAAUGUAAAUCAUUUUCUAGCUGGUGAGCUAAGGAACAUAGCUGUCAAUUUCUGCUGGAAAUUUGACUUAUGCUUCAUUUUUCAUGGAAGUUCACAGAGUUCAGACUAAACAUCCUGUUAGAACAAACAUUCAGGCGCAUAUUUACACUGUAAUGCAGAUGACAGGCUGUAGGUAGCUGGAGAUACAAAAGAGGAAAACCUGGUUGCCUUCAGUGCUUUUUAUUUGUAAUCUGAACUGCAUCACUUAGGAAUUUAUUGGAAUUUAUUUACAGAAUGGUACUCGUAUAUAUAUAUCUAUAUCCAUAUAUAUAUAUAUAUAUGGGAUUUUAAAGAUUCUAUAAUACUGUGCAGGAUGGAUCUAUAUAUACGUGUGUGUGUGUGUGUGUAUGUGUGUGUGUGUAUGUGUGUGUGUGUAUAUAUAUAUAGACCCAUCCUGGACAUUGCAGUGGGUGUGAUGAUAGUAUUUUAAUAUUUGUACAAAAUUUAAUUUAAUUUCAAUUCUAUGUAUAUAACUGCAUUUCUAAAUUAAAAUACUUUUUGAAGUGAA
This is a messenger RNA of Pseudonaja textilis, 8555 nucleotides long. It is a transcript of the gene SUSD6, whose product is annotated as sushi domain containing 6. Lineage: Eukaryota; Metazoa; Chordata; Lepidosauria; Squamata; Elapidae. The record is from RefSeq and is a predicted model, not a curated record. Gene Ontology annotation, biological process: DNA damage response.